GUGGAUCUCUGGAUUUGGUGAAAACCAACGCAGAUAUCGAGGAGUUCAGGAAGAAGACGGGUUCCUCCUCGGUGAUGUUGGCUCGCGCCGCCAUGUGGAACGUCUCUGUGUUCAGCCGCUCGGGACCCUUCCCUCUGGAAAAAGUGAUGGAGGACUACCUCAAAUACGCGAUCCGGUACGAGAACCACGCCUUCAACACCAAGUACUGCCUGUGUCAGAUGCUGAGAGACAAGGUGGAGUCUCCUCAGGGGAAGCUGCUGCAGGCGGCGCAGACUCACGCUGACAUCAGCGCUGCGUUCGGGCUGCAACAGUUCUGCCAGCAGACGGAGGAUGAGCUUCAGAAGAAGAGGAGCGAGCUGCAGGGAGACUGCCCCCCCGACGCUCUGAGGAUGGAGGGAGACGUCAGCACCAUGGCCGUCAAAUUCAUCCGACGGGAGUACCUUCCUCACUUCAGCCCCAAGAUGUUCCUGCUGGAGUGGAGCCGCAAGGAGAGGCUGCAGCAGCCCCUUUAUGAGAUGGUGCAGCGCUCUCUGGAUCGAGGCUUUCAGUCCACGGUGACGUUUGCAGGGAAGAGAUUCAGAUCUUCACUCUGGGAGAAGUCGAAGAAGUUUGCCGAGCAGGCGGCCUCCGUGGUGUGUCUCCGAGUUCUGGGAAUACCAGAGGGUCGAAUCGGAGACGAAGAGUCGGACCUGGUCUGCAAGAGGAAGAGAGACGGGAGGACCAACGGCACCACAGAAGAAGAGCAGAGCAGCAAGAGACACUCGGGCGACAUGCGGCAGGUGGAGGAAACACUACAUGUCAACGGAGACGAUCAAAACGCAAACACGCCUCCAGAGAAGAGCUAAGGAGAACUGCUUUGGGUUUCAGGAGGAGGAGACGCUGGUGUUUACACGAGGAACACACGGAGGUUAAACAAACUGAUUUUUGUUUGUUUUUAUUUGUUUGUCUGCAUUUAAAGCUCCUUUAUCAGUGGGAACUGUAAGAACAAAUGAAGAGAUUUAAAAACAGAAUUUCUAUGGUUUGGGGUUUUUUUUCUGCCUCAAAAAGUACUUCUUUGAACUCUAAAUAUUGUCAUUUAUUUUUUGAAUGCAGUACUUUUAUUUAAAGCUGUGGUAUUAAUACUUCUACUGCAGUAAAGUUUCUCAAUACUUCCUCCACAACUGGUCGUUUUGCU
Molecule: messenger RNA, 1174 nt
Organism: Trematomus bernacchii (emerald rockcod)
Lineage: Eukaryota; Metazoa; Chordata; Actinopteri; Perciformes; Nototheniidae
Product: tRNA-dihydrouridine(20) synthase [NAD(P)+]-like
Biological process (GO): tRNA dihydrouridine synthesis
Cellular component (GO): cytoplasm
Molecular function (GO): tRNA dihydrouridine synthase activity; tRNA binding; flavin adenine dinucleotide binding
Source: RefSeq, a predicted model, not a curated record